Molecule: messenger RNA, 5239 nt
Organism: Galleria mellonella (greater wax moth)
Lineage: Eukaryota; Metazoa; Arthropoda; Insecta; Lepidoptera; Pyralidae
Exons: 16
Coding region: 711-4313 (1200 amino acids)
Source: RefSeq, a predicted model, not a curated record
CGGCCGGCGGCAGGCGCCCUUGCUUGCGGCUCACUCAGUCAGCGUCUGACUACGGAGGUACGAGUGUCGUUCCGUUUUAGACCUUACGACGACUGUUCGCUAACCUUGCAACAAACAUCGCAUCUUUCGCGAUACAACGCUCGAUUAUACAUUGUAAACUUAUAAACUGUAAUUCGAUUAUACGCCUUUUCAUCUUAUUUCAUAAAACCGGCUCCGAACUUGACCUGUGAUUGUUUGUCCGAACUGUCAGUGCGCGUGUUGUGCUUUAUCGAUAACAUAACCUGUACGACUUCAAGGGCAUAGAAGACCAUUGGUAGUUUGUAGUGUUUGGAUGCGGUGUUGCAGAGCUUUGCGAACGGAUCUAUUCUAGAUGUUCUUGUAAAUGUAAGUGGGCGUAUUCGAAAGUUUGAAAAUCGAUCGGGUGACGUGCGUGCGUGGGAUUGCGUUUACGUAAUCUUUGUUUACCUUGGGAAUAUGCACUGUGUUGACUGCUUACUGUGAUUCCUGUCGUUUGACUUAUGCUACAACUCCUCUAAUGAACUCGUGACACGGGUCCUUGCCAACAUUGAAUUGAAGGCAAGCCUAUUACAGCAUCGUAGCUACUUGUAGACUGAAGACAAGAAAACAGCAGUAGCAGGUAUCUGGAAUGAUCCAAACUAACAAACAGCACUACCGGCCACCAGAUCGGAUGUCCAGGUCGUGGGCGUGAAAUGGCACGCGCGGGCAUGCUGCACAGGGGUGGUGGAAAAAAUGGAGCAGAAGGGUGCGACGAUGUGCAGCGGUCAUUGGAAUUGCUGGAUCAGGUGCUAAGCGAGUACGACGAAGGGGAGCCGAGGUCGCUGGAGGCGCGCGCGCCGCCUACUCCCGCCACACCCGCCACGCCGGCCACGCCAGCCACCGACGACGAUUCCCCACUUGCAGGACACACUUCCGAAGACGAUGGAUACAUGAGCAUGAACGGCAGACGGGCGAAGUUCGCGCUGGGUUUCCAUCCGACUGAGGAACACGAGGAACCUUCGCCACCGGAUCCGCCAUCACCGCAUUCGCCGCCGCCACCCGAAGAGGCGCAACGAAUCAUAUCCACGUUACUACCAAAAGUAUCGCCAGCGAAUUCUGCAAAACGAAAUCCAUCGUUUGAGCAGCAUGAUCCAGAGGGGAAAUUAGAUUCAAUUAUUAGUGUAAAUGGAAUCACCACAGCAACACAAACAACUUUUCCAAAAACCAGACAUCAACGUCCAUACGGCUGGGAAAAGGACAACGAUACAAACGGUUUCCACCUUCAGCAGCCGCCGGUACCCGCAUACCGGUUUGCGUCAUUACAGCACGGGGCGCGGCCACCGCAGCCUGACGGCGCCCUCGCUUGGCUACCUCCUAGACAUACUGCACCUCCCACUAAUCAGAAAAAAUCUCCUAGUAUCGAAAAUCCACCAGUUUUCCCUUUUAUGGGCUUUUCGAGCGAAUUUAAUGAUAAACCGUAUAAUGAACACCCAGUCACAAUUUAUCCCGGACCAAAUAUACAAUAUAAUAAACAAUUACAUUCGCCAACAUAUAACAUUCAGAAAAUAUCACCUUCCAAUACAAAAAGUUCCGAAAAAAAAGGCAAUAACAAACGCGACAGCAGAUCUGACGGAGAGAUACUGUCGCCGAAAGCCAGAAUACCUCCGCGGACUCUCGCCGGUUCUAUGGAGAGGCAUAGAGAAGUGUGUAGAGGAUCUUCGGAGGACAUUAUGGAGGGUAGCAGGAGGAGAAAUUCUGGUAGAAGCAACGACGACGAGCACUUCUCUGACGAUUCGCUAGAAGAGUCGUUCCCGCCGCCACCGCCUACAGUCACGACACCUUCGAAACGCAAUUCCAUAGCUUGGGAAGUGUCUCUCGAUGGUGACGAUCCUCUAUUAACUCCAGGAAGUACUAAGGUAAUUGGCAGACGAAGAAGAAAAUCUGGAGAUCAAUCACAUUCUAGUACGAGUUCUAUACCACAACGUUUGGAUGACGAUUGGGGCGACGACUACUGGCCACCUCCCCCGCCCCUUACACACUGUGAAUCUCUUGCUUCUCCUACUUCAGAUGUGGAGCCAGAUAGUAGACGUAACCAGGAUUUAGCAACUGGUACAUAUGUCAUACGAAAAGGCAAAAAUCGAAAACAAUUGCCGAAUUUCAAUAAAAAUAUAAGCAAGCCAUUAAACACAAGCAACUUAUUACAUAGUCACAGUUUAAACAGAAGUUUAGAUACUGACAAAUCAAUAGAUGGAUCAAGUAUAUCAAUCAGUGGGUCUGGAUCUGUAGGGUCAUAUAAUUCCAGACCGAGUUCAGAUCUAAGUCUACCUCAGUCACGAUACAGUGUAGAUUUAAAUUCACGGUUGAGUAGAGAACUCAAUACGCCCAACUCUAGAUAUAGUAUAGAUCUUUGUACUCCAAAUUCUAGACUGAGCAAAGAAAUGACAUCACCCAAAUCAAGACUUAGCUUAGAUCUCAACAACGGUCAAGAUAGAUAUAUAGUUCAGGAGUAUUUUGGUCAUAGCCCUAAAAGUAGAAAAACACCUAGUGAUAAAAGCGCGCAUUCUUCCAAAAGUAAUAUGGUCCAGAACAAAUUAUCUCCACAAAAUAGAUUUACUGAUUUCAAGAAGUAUUCUUCUACAUUUGAUAAUAUACAGUCAUUAAUUAAAGAAGGUAAAGUUGAGGAAACAUCUCAAGUGGAAUGUAAUGAAACUGUGAAUGAACUGACCACAGUGCCUCCUAAUAUGGUAAGAGUUGUUUCUUUGCCCAGUUUGGGUGCGGAGGGAGAGAGUAAUAGUGCCAAUCGUCAGGCACUUAUCACCACUGUUGAAGAAGAGGAGGACCAGGAAAGCGGAGAGCCAGAGUCUAGUGGUGAGACAUCGCCGCUCAGAAAGAUAGAAAACAAUAUUAGCGCUAUUCUAAGCCAGGGUCGGGACCAAAAACAUUUUACCCCAUACAUACCUAAAGACUGGAAUAUCCAUAAGGAUGAAUACUGUGAUGAUGUAUCUAAAGAUAUAUUAGAAAACAAUUUCCGUUAUAGUUCUAGAGAGAGACAAAAAAGAUAUGAUAUACAAAAGUCGUCAAGUCACAACGAGAUACAGAACCAAAGGUCAAUAGAAAGACGUGAUCGCUCUUCAGGGAGAAGAUCUAAUAGCAUGCAUAAAUCGACUAGUGCAAAGGAUGUACCAGUUAGUUUAAUUAGGCAACCAUCUUCAUCAGAUUCAGCUGUGUCAAGUGGUGGUGAUUUCCCAUUGAAUGUUCAAAUCGUGGAACAUUCAUACAGACAUCACCCACUACCGCCUUCACCGAAUUUGGGUCAUGAUAUGGGACCCUUGCCACAAACACCUGAAUCCCCAAAAUUUCCCCCACUUCCACCUUCGCCAGUACAAGAAGUGGAGGAUGAAUAUACAGAAAUAAUACAACCUACAGAAAAACGACAUGUUAAGAAAGCUGAUACCUUACCAACACCAACCAUGGAAUGCAGAAGGAGGCCUUCUGAACCACCAGCAAUUCCGCCACAUCGUGAUACUACAAACAGCCUCAAGACGAGAUCUAUGGAAACGAGUUAUAACAAAAAUAGAAGAAGUAGCAAUUUCAAAACCGGUUCUACAGAUAGAAGGACAUUACCUACAGAUAUAGGAGCAAGUGGAGCUAGAAGACGCACAUUACAACGGCAGAGCAGAGAAGCGGCAGCAGCUGGUCGUGGUCCAUUGCAAACGUCCGCGAGCUUGCCCGAGACGCCGGUGUUCGCGCGAGGCUGCGAUGUACCUCGCACACCGCCCAGAAACUCCACGGGACCUCCCAGAAACAACACAAUGAACUCUAUACAAUCCAUUGGUAGCAGUGUGACACUAGGCGGGUACGGCAGAGGUUCGAUAAUGGGCGCCGCGGCGGGCGGCGUGUGCACUGGCGCGGACCUCCUGCGGCUCGGCGGGCCGCCGCGCGGCUGGUACCCGCGACAGCGGCAUCGACCGGCUUCAAUCGAGCACCUGGACAGACUAACCGCAUCUAAGAUGUCAUCAGAACAACCUCCACAGUGGGAGGGGUCUGGUGCCCGGAAGCCCCUAACGUUGCCUCCCAAUUUGACCCCUAAGUUCUUCCAGAAGUCACCUAGAGAGGCACUCCGCAGGGUCACUAGCUUACUAAUACGGAAAGGGAACAACAACGGGAAAGAGAAAGAAAAUUCCCGAAGCAAGGAGGCAACAUCACCAGCUGCCCGGUCUGCCAACGGCGAGGAGCAUCCAGGACAGAAGCAACGCAAAGGGUUUUUCAGAAGCCUCUGGAAAAAAUCUCGCCAUUAUUCAUUAGAACAUCCGUGAAAGAAAAAUAGCAUAAACGUAACGAAAUGAGCUUUCGUCUACGUAUAUUGGGUCAUUAUUAUGAAACAAAGUUACUGGCCAAUUUUUAACGAUGGAGACAGUAGGCAUAGAAUACAGUAUAUACCUUGAUACAUAGUUUUACAGUAUGGGAAUUUUAAGUCUUUGAUUCCCAUGAUUUGCACCAAAUUUAUACAUACAAAUACCCAUUUGAUACUGUAAUUUCGUCUUGUUCGAUCGAUUUAAUGUAAUAAAAUUAGAAAUGUAUUUAUAUUACAAAUAGUUUAUAACGUGGUUAUAAAAUGUUUCUAUAAGAUUGGAGUCAGAUGAGAAAGCCUAAUUUGUUACGAUGCCUACUUGUUCUUAAAUGCUUGCAUGUUCGUUUCAGUAAACGUACCCUAGUUUUAAAAGUAAUGUUGGCGUAAAGUCACGUGUUAUUUUAAGUUAAAAUUUGUAUAGUGGUAUAUUACUUUGUCUUAUCAAUGGUUACUAUAUUGAUGCAUAAUUUAUUUAUAACUAUUUAUAAGGUACUUAUGUAUUGCAAUCACAACUAAAUAUUUACUUUCGUAUAAAUAUUAUAGAAGUGUAGAAAUGUAGAUAACCAUGUAGUAAGUACAGUUAAUUUUUUUUAAACUUACCUUCUCGGCCAAUUUCUGGUGGGUUUAUGCAAUCACACUAUAGUAAGAGAUUCACAUGUGCAUUUGUAUUCAUAACUAAAUCCAUCAGAAUAUUUUGUUUAUUUAUGGUGUAGGAAAUUAGAUACCAUGAAAUACGAUCCUCGUAUGUUGUAAUUUUAAAGAACCAAGAUCACUUGAUAGGCUAUUGCUACAAGUUUUAACAUUUUAUACCAAUCCUUGUAUUCGAGUGUACUUAACUCUUAUUAUAGAUUUUUUCAAAAGAAAAAUAAAUUAUGUUCAUUAGCAAUAAAA